Daphnia pulicaria is the source of this 708-nucleotide messenger RNA. RefSeq names its product protein CASP-like. The transcript has 5 exons. NCBI's taxonomy places the organism in Eukaryota, Metazoa, Arthropoda, Branchiopoda, Diplostraca, Daphniidae. Gene Ontology annotation, biological process: intra-Golgi vesicle-mediated transport. Bases 1 to 708 code for a protein of 235 amino acids. The record is from RefSeq and is a predicted model, not a curated record. Gene Ontology annotation, cellular component: Golgi membrane.
AUGGAUAUUAGUAGUAUAUGCCACUUCAAUAUUCAUAUGCGCUGUUUUGAAUUAUUCCAGGGACAAGCGAAUGCCAACGACUGGGUGGCAGAAGCCGUUAAAGAUGUCAACAUGAUGGGGAGAAGCUCCUCGUCCGGAAUGUCGCCCGUUGGCGGAGACUCGGAGACGGCCGUCACUCUGCUUCCAAUUUUACAAGCCCAACGUGAAAGAUUCAGACAACGUAACCAAGAGCUCGAGGCGCAAAAUUUGGAACAACAGCAGCAGAUGGCGUUACUCCACAGCGAAGUGGAACGUCUCCGGACCGAUAACGUGGCCCUUUACGAGAAAGUUCGCUUCCUUCAAAGCUAUUCCGGCCAGCGCGCUACCAAGAAUCCCGCUGCAGCCAUAAGCUCCGAGACAGAGGAACUUUAUGAACGCCAAUACGAGGAUCGUCUCGAUCCCUUUGCUUCGUUCUCUCGCAGGGAGCGUCAACGUAAAUUGGCUCAACUGGGUCCGUUCGAGCGCAUCACUUACUCGAUGGGACAAAUGAUCCUAUCAAGCCGUGUAGCUCGCACUGCCGGUGUCAUUUACUUUUCCGUCCUGCAUCUGCUCGUCUUCCUCGUUCUCUACCGUCUGGCCUACACGGAAACCUGUCACAGGGAUAUGGCCGCCGAGUGUGCUCAAAAGUAUGACGAUCACAUGCUGGAAGCGCAUGGACUGCACAACUGA